Molecule: messenger RNA, 1328 nt
Organism: Coccinella septempunctata (seven-spotted ladybird)
Lineage: Eukaryota; Metazoa; Arthropoda; Insecta; Coleoptera; Coccinellidae
Exons: 7
Coding region: 599-1189 (196 amino acids)
Source: RefSeq, a predicted model, not a curated record
GGACCGAAGUGCAUGUGAUCUUUGAUCCGAUUGUCGGUAGACGUUUGACAUAACCUAUUCCGUGGCACUCUAUGACUGUCGUUGGUUCGGUGGCAUCUGUCAGAAACAACGUGCUUUUAGUGAAAUGAAUAUACUCCAGAAUUGGGAAAUGAAAUCGAUGGCAACAUAUAACGGGAACUAUUAUUCACGAUGAAAUGGGCUGAUGAGGCAUCUUUGACGUUGACCACUUGUUGGCACUGUUUCCUUCUUGGAUGUUGAUUCGGUGUAUCAUUUGACUACGAAGAUGGGUCAAGCAGGUGGAAAUGUACCCAAGCUUGAAAUCACUCGUUGUUGGAGGUGAAUUGGACCCUCUCACAACACUGGAGGUGGAUGUGGACAUUCACUGUGUGCCAGAAUAUUGUUCGGAGUUGGGAACGUAAUCCCUGACGGAGGAAUGGUGGAGGCUCUCUGAUCCGACAGUCCCCGCUAGAUCAUACACUACAGGAGAGACUACCUCAAUAACGGUAUACGGUCCGGCGAACUUUGCAGCCAGUUUAGCUGCGAAACUGUCGACAGCGGAUGAUAACGGAUUUGUGCGACGGAGAACUUUGUCACCUACAUGGAAGCGAACUUCUCUACGGCGAUAUCGAAAGCCUUCUGCUGGUCUUCUCCCCAUUUCCACCGCUGUUUCUUCUUGAGUAGCAGGGUUAGCGGAGAAACUACAUUGGAGAAAUUCUCGAUGAAUCGACGGUACCAGCUCGCAACACCCAGGAAUCGGCGUAACUCUCGGACGGUCUUGGGAGCAGGAAAUGACACUAUGGAUGCCACUUUAUCCGGAUCCGUACAGAUGCCUUCGGAAGUGACGACAUGUCCCAGGGGCACCUUACGAGAUUCGGCCAAUCUCUCCACCUCCUCGAUGAAGCCGCUCACACUACCUGUGCCACCAAAUGAAAUAUUCCAUUUGUGGACAGGAAUGGUUGGCACCGGUGACGGUCGAGGUUCCGGCUCCAAUGGUACUCUCUCUCUGGUCAUGGUCCUGCCAGAGCUCACACAAGAUGCAGGUGUACCAGGAUGUGAGACACCAGCAGCUAUCGGAAGAUUGACCCCAUCUCCAAGAUCAAUCAGGGAUGUUUCAGCUCUUUCCGGUUGGAUCGGGGACAUCCCAGGUGAACUGGGAACCUCCACAUCCAAGAGGGACUGUUCCUGCUGACUGGAUGGCUGUCCACGGGUGUUGCUACUACUCAGUUGCUCCAGCGUCUCCAAGGCCUUAGUUGUAGUCGCCUUCAGUUGUUCGAUCAGUUGUAACUGUGUUUCAUCGGAAGUGAUAAUAAAGUUCAGUCUUCCCUGAA